Messenger RNA from Brassicogethes aeneus, 858 nucleotides. The record is from the annotation of a GenBank genome assembly. NCBI's taxonomy places the organism in Eukaryota, Metazoa, Arthropoda, Insecta, Coleoptera, Nitidulidae.
AUGGCAAACCCAUCCGACAAAAAAGAAAAAGAAAAGAUAGUAGCAAUCCUACUAUGCUUGGGAGAAAGAAUUAUAUCGGUUGUUAAAUUUUUAGCUAAGCAAAACCUAGCUUUUAGGGGUAGUCCUAAUAAAUUAUUUUGUAAUUUACACGUUACACGUCUAACUCGCAGCAGAGCAGCAACAGCAGCCCAGCAGAUAAGACCUGAAGAUGGUUUAGUUUUCGUUCAUUGGGAUGGUAAAAUUAUUUCUGAUUACCACUGCUCAACCAAAGUAGAACGUUUACCAGUACUGGUUUCUGCACAUGGAAAUGAAAAGUUAUUAGGAGUACAGCAAAUGCAGUCGGAAACGUACUUCGAGAGUGGAAUCUGGUGGAUAAAAAAAAAAUGGCAGAUACUUACUUUGCUAGCCUGCCGUCAUCAUGUUUUGGAAAUAAUUCUUAGUAAGGUUUUCAAGUUGUGCAGCUCUCCGGAUAUUCCAAUUUUUAAUCAAUUUAAAAUAAUUUGGCUACCUAUUGAUCGUAGCUGCUUCAAGUCCUCAGACAAAAACUCCACAAUCCCCUUGUUGCCAGCUGCAUUAAAACAAAAGUCUCAACGUUAUGACGACUACUUGUCGCUGUGUGUUGUAAAACUUCGAGUUGUAAAUGAUAUAGCGGAAAGAGGGGUAAAACUAUUUGAAGAGCAUAAUCAACUCAUUACAAAAAAUGAGGACGAAAAGCAAGACUUGUUACAAAUCGUAGAAGCGAAUCGGAAGUCUGUUCCGACAGAAACCACAAAAAAGCUGCAAUUUAUGCUACUAAGAGUUGUGGACCAUGAUUUUCAUUUGGAUAUACAUCUAUUCUUCAGAUUCAUUUUAUCAUAG